Molecule: messenger RNA, 984 nt
Organism: Lachancea mirantina
Lineage: Eukaryota; Fungi; Ascomycota; Saccharomycetes; Saccharomycetales; Saccharomycetaceae
Source: the annotation of a GenBank genome assembly
AUGCUAAGAACGGCUGCUAUCAGGAGAACCGUGUUUCAGCGGUUCUUUACACGAGAAUCAACCCCCUACGACGCGACAAUCAAGAACCUGCGUCUCACAAAAGACACCAAGGUGAUCAUUCAGGGCUUCACCGGCAGACAGGCCACUUUCCACUCGAAAUUGUCGCAAGAAUACGGUACUAACAUCGUCGGUGGCACAAACCCCAAGAAAGCUGGCCAAACACAUUUGGGCCAGCCCGUUUUCGCUAGUGUCGCAGAAGCGGUCAAAGAAACGGGUGCCACUGCGUCAGGGAUCUUUGUCCCACCUCCAAUCGCCGCUCAGGCGAUUCAAGAGGCCAUUGAGUCCGAGAUCCCACUCGCAGUGUGCAUCACGGAGGGAAUUCCGCAACACGACAUGCUGUACGUCGCCGAGAUGGUCAAGUCUCAGAACAAGACCCGGUUCGUGGGUCCCAACUGUCCCGGUAUAAUGGCCCCCGAGGCCCGCGUGCGUAUCGGCAUUCAACCUAGCAAAAUCUUCAAGCCUGGCAAAAUUGGUAUUGUGUCCAAAUCCGGAACUUUGACCUACGAGGCCGUGCAACAAACCACCAUCACGGGUCUAGGUCAGUCUUUAGUUAUCGGAAUGGGCGGUGACGCUUUCCCAGGCACAGACUUCAUCGACGCGCUCAAAUACUUCAUGGAGGAUCCUGCUACAGAGGGUAUUGUUAUGUUGGGUGAAAUCGGUGGUAAAGCCGAGAUCGAAGCCGCUGAGUUCUUGAAAGAGUUCAAUUUGACUCGCGACAAGCCUAUGCCCGUUGCUUCUUUCAUCGCCGGAACGGUCGCCGGCCAAAUGAAGGGUGUCAGAAUGGGUCAUUCCGGUGCCAUUGUUGAAGGUUCGGGUACAGACGCUGAGUCAAAGAAAAAGGCCUUAAGAGAAGCUGGUGUUGCUGUUGUUGAGUCUCCUGGCCAUUUGGGCGAGGCUUUAUUAAAGCAAUUCGGUCAAAUAUAA